AUGGUCCGACCCUCUGCCACCCCAGAAUCCAGGAACGUCGGCGUCUGCUUCGCCCAAGUCGUCGCUCGGGUCGUCCCCACUCUCCGGCAUCUCUUCAUCCCUCGCCGGGGACGCCUCUCCUUGUACGAGGGCCUCAAGGAGUGCAUUCCUGCUGCUGUGCGCAGCAAGGAGCAGUCAGCAAGGUGCUUCGGGCUGAGCGAGGUGGAGUUCAACAAGGCGCUGGAGAGGAGCGGGUUCAAGAAGCUACGCGACCGCUGCCAUGUCCCCGUCGGAGUGAAGGAGCUGGACUUUGCCAAGGGCCCCACCGCCCGCUAUGUCUUCUGCAACCGACGCUGGAGAAACCCCGACGAUCCCCUGGAACUGGAGGAGCUCCGCCAAGGCUGGCUGAAGCUCCGUGAGUGCGUGUGGAUAUUGGGAGCUGACCUGAGCUUCGAGAGCCUCGUGCAGUGCUGCCGGGUCAGAUACGCGCAGUGGGCAAGGAUGACGACCAACUGGAACAAGAGCCCCCGACGGGUCGGUCGUACCAAGCCCCCCCCUGCGCCCAGCAACGCCCCACGGGGAUCAGCGACCCUCCAUGACGCGCGUGCUCUAUCAUCAUCGUUAGACCCUCAGGGGGCGCACAAGCGCUCAGACAAGCAUGGUGGUGGAGGGUCAGGGGAGAGGCCGGCAAGUGAGCCAAGCUGUGGAGAAGACGGGAGGGAGGUGGACGAGUGGUUUGACCAGAUUCUUGUUUGUGUGAACUGGGAGCUGCCAGAGGAGGUGGUUAGCCUGCCGAGCAACGGAGCUCGAAGUUGGUCGCCUGCAGCUUGA
Messenger RNA from Guillardia theta CCMP2712, 810 nucleotides. RefSeq lists its product as hypothetical. Bases 1 to 810 code for a protein of 269 amino acids. The transcript has 2 exons. The record is from RefSeq and is a predicted model, not a curated record. Lineage: Eukaryota; Cryptophyceae; Pyrenomonadales; Geminigeraceae.